AUGAUAGUAGUGAUUCUGAUUGAGAACCAAAGGAAAAACCUGAUGACUUCUUUGUUGAUGAAUCUCCUGUUAAAGGAACUAAGGUGGCUCGAGCUAAAAGUGCUCGCAAAGGAAAGCAGAAUCAAGAAACAGCCGAAGAAAGCUGAAGCAAGUAGAGCAGAGCUUGAGUUAUUACUUGCUGAUGAAAAGGGUGCAGAUACGAGCUUAAAGGGCUACAAUUUGAAACCUAAAAAGGCCAAGGGGAAGAAAGGGAAAGGACUUCCAGAUGAGGGCAAAAUACCAACUAUUAACUAUGAUGAUGCACGGUUUUCCCGCUUCUUCACUUCACCUCUCUUUGCCUUGGAUCCCACAGAUCCUCAGUUCAAAAGGAGUGCAGCUUAUGCUCGGCAGAUAGCACAGAAGCAACAGAAAGGUAACCAGGAAAGUAUAGGGGAAGAAGAUCAUACAGUGUCAACUAGGCAAGCUCAGUUAUCUGAUACCCUGGAGACUAACAGAGCUGAGCAGUUGCGGUCUAACGGGUUGCCCUCAGAAAAAGAGAAGCACGAGCUCUCUCAUUUGGUUAGGUCAAUUAAGAUGAAGUCCAAGCAGGUUCCUUUGCCCUGUAACAAUAAGGUGUCACGGAAAAAGGACAGAUCACAACUUAAUACGAAGGCAAGAAAGUGA
Ilex paraguariensis (yerba mate) is the source of this 663-nucleotide messenger RNA. Lineage: Eukaryota; Viridiplantae; Streptophyta; Magnoliopsida; Aquifoliales; Aquifoliaceae. The record is from the annotation of a GenBank genome assembly.